Molecule: messenger RNA, 1388 nt
Organism: Hypomesus transpacificus
Lineage: Eukaryota; Metazoa; Chordata; Actinopteri; Osmeriformes; Osmeridae
Gene: upb1
Product: ureidopropionase, beta
Exons: 10
Coding region: 88-1239 (383 amino acids)
Molecular function (GO): beta-ureidopropionase activity
Source: RefSeq, a predicted model, not a curated record
GAGAGACCCGCCCCCUCUUGGACGCAGUUACGGCUCAGGUUCUCGACCCCUCGCAGCACUAGACUUAAGUUCGGACAGUAUUUUACGAUGUCAGCGUCUGAGUUUGAGUCUUUAGAGAAGACGUUAGAAACACACCUUCCAAAGGAGGAACUUAAAGAAGUGAGACGAAUUUUAUUCGGAAAGGAGACGAAGAAGUUGGACCUGCCAGCAUGUGCAGUAGAUGCUGCUUCAGAGCGGGACUUUGAACUGCAGGGGCAUGUGUUCGAGGCUGCCCAGGAGCAGCUUAGGCCUCCGAGGCCCGUUCGGGUUGGGCUCAUUCAGAACCGCAUAGUUCUGCCCACAGAUGCACCAGUCUUGGAUCAGAUCACAGCCCUCCACAAGAGGAUUGGUGAAAUGGUGGAUGUAGCUGCAAUGUGUGGAGUAAACAUUGUGUGCUUCCAGGAGGCCUGGACUAUGCCCUUUGCCUUCUGCACACGGGAAAAGGAGCCAUGGACUGAGUUUGCUGAGUCUGCAGAGGAGGGCUACACCACACGCUUCUGCCAAGAGUUGGCAAAGAAAUACAACAUGGUUGUGGUGUCACCUAUCUUGGAGCGAGACGAACUGCACAGCACUCUCUGGAACACGGCAGUGGUAGUUUCUAACUCUGGCAGCGUGUUGGGCAAAACCAGGAAAAACCACAUUCCUCGAGUUGGAGACUUCAAUGAGUCUACAUAUUACAUGGAGGGCAACACAGGCCAUAGAGUGUUUCAGACCCAAUUUGGUAAGAUUGCUGUGAAUAUUUGCUACGGGCGGCAUCACCCACUCAACUGGUUCAUGUACAGUAUGAAUGGGGCGGAAAUCAUCUUCAACCCUUCCGCUACUGUUGGAGGCCUCAGUGAGCCCAUGUGGGCUAUUGAGGCUAGGAAUGCAGCAAUAGCAAACCACUGCUUUACCUGUGGCAUUAACCGUGUUGGAACUGAACACUUCAAAAAUGAAUUCACCUCGGGCGAUGGUAAAAAAGCUCACCAGGACUUUGGGCACUUCUAUGGCUCAAGCUACGUGGCUGCACCUGAUGGCAGUCGCUCACCAGGGCUCUCUAGAACCAGGGAUGGGCUUCUGGUAGCAGAAGUAGACCUCAACCUGAAUCGACAAAUCAGUGACAAAUGGAGUUUCAAGAUGACAGGGAGGUAUGCUGAGUAUGCAGAAGGACUCACCAAAGCUGUCAAAAUGGACUUCCAACCUAACAUUAUAAAGGAAUAGAAGAUAUCUUCUGAUUCAACUAUAUGCUAUAACAUUGCCAUACAAUCAAAGUCUAAGGCCAGUUGAGAAGCACCAAUUAACCUUUAUUGAUUACAAUGCACAAAUGCAAUCAUAUAUUUCAUUAAAAAAACUAAGGUUGGCAUUGAAAA